Messenger RNA from Delphinapterus leucas (beluga whale), 1773 nucleotides. Its product is annotated as keratin, type I cuticular Ha2-like. Gene Ontology annotation, biological process: intermediate filament organization; epithelial cell differentiation. Gene Ontology annotation, molecular function: structural molecule activity. The record is from RefSeq and is a predicted model, not a curated record. Gene Ontology annotation, cellular component: cytoskeleton. NCBI's taxonomy places the organism in Eukaryota, Metazoa, Chordata, Mammalia, Artiodactyla, Monodontidae.
AUGGCAGACACUGACAAUUCACAUAGCUGCAGCCUCUCCGACACGACGUCUAACUGCUCCCCAGCCUCCAUCAAAAGCUGCCCCCAGUCACCCUCUGUCUGCUCCAGCAGCACGAGCUGCCGGCUGGAGCUGUGCCUGGGUUACGUCUGCCAGCCCGGGAUGUGCGUGCCCUCUGUCUGUGCGCCCACCCCCUACCGGCCAGCCACCUGCCUCUCCAAGGCCCACCUAGCCAGCUCCUGCCAGCCCGGCAGCUGCCGCCCGACCAGCAGAAUCUCCAGCUCCAUGGGUUCCUACAGCCGAUACUUUGAGGGUUCCUUCAAUGGCAACGAGAAGGAGACCAUGCAGUUCCUGAACAACCACCUGGCCGGCUACCUGGAGAGGGUGCGCCAGCUGGAACGAGACGACGCACAGCUGGAGAGCCGCAUUCGAGACGCCUCCCUGUCUCAAGCGCCUGCCUUGGGUCCUGACUAGCAGUAUUAUUUCAAGACCAUCGAGGAGCUCCAGCGGAAGGUUCUGUACACCAAGGCAGAGAAUGCCAGGAUGAUCAUGCACGUCGACAAUGCCAAGGUGGCUGCCGAUGUCUUCAGCACCAAGUACGAGAUGGGGCUGGCCAUGUGGCAGCUGGUGGAGGCCGACACCAGUAGCCUGUGCAGGGUGCUGGGUGAGCUGACCCUGUGCAAGGCCGACCUGGGGAUGCAGGUGGAGUCCCUGAAGGAGGAGCUGAUGUGUCUCAAGAAGAACCACGAGGAGGAAGUCGAUGCCCUCCGAUGCCAGCUUGGGGACCGCCUUAACGUUGACGUGGACGCCGCAACCCCCGUGGACCUGAACAGGGUUCUGGAAGAGAUGUGGUGUCAGUACGGGGCCCUGGUGGAGACUAAUCACAGGGACACGGAGGAAUGGUUCACCAGGCAGAUGGAAGCACUUAACCAGCAGGUAGCCACAAGCUCUGAGCAGCUUCAGAGCUACCAGUCAGACAUCAAUGAUCUGAGACGAACGGUCAACACGCUGGAGAUCGAGCUGCAGGCCCAACACAGCCUGAGAGACUCUCUGGAAUCUACGCUGGCAGAGACGGAGGCCCGCUACAGCCUCCAGCUGGCCCAAAUGCAAUGCCUGAUCACCAGCUUGGAGGUCCAGCUGGCCGACAUCCACUGUCACCUGGAGCGGCAGAGCCAGGAGUACUGGGUGCUGCUGGAUGUCAGGCUGGAGUUUGAGAUCAACACGUACCGGGGGCUGCUGGAGAGCGAGGACUGCAAGCUCCCCUGCAACAUGUGCGCGACCCUAGCCUCCAGCACCUGUGCGGCCCCUGCAGCCUGUACCCCCUGCUCUCCCUGCCUUUUCGGGCCUUCUCGGGCCUCCUGUGGGCCCUGCUCAUCGCCUCGAUGCUGAAUUACUCCUCAGCCAGAGAUGCCAGAAAAUGGGAGAUGUCUGUAGUCCCUUGGCUCCAACCCCCAGUCCUGCCAUCGGAGGCCUUUCUUCCCCAGCCAGCCUGGGGGAGACUGAAGCCAGGCAGUGCUUCUCUGUUGACGGGCUUUCCAGCCCGGUAGCUCAGCCCUGGCCCCUGGAUUUGUGCUUCCUCUCUUCAGGAUGUCCUGACUGCUCCAUUUUCUCUCUUCUGCUGCCUCCUGAUCUCUCUGAGAUGGGGAGGGUAACCUCGCUUUUAUUUUGCUAAUAAACUUUACUUCUGCAGCAUAAGGAGUCCAGUGCCUGCUGGUCUGUUUCUCCAUCCAGACCUUGAUGCAACCGUUCCUGUAGAAGCAGGGGUUGUGGCUCACU